Mycotypha africana is the source of this 681-nucleotide messenger RNA. Its product is annotated as HAD-like domain-containing protein. Gene Ontology annotation, molecular function: beta-phosphoglucomutase activity; sugar-phosphatase activity. Bases 1 to 681 code for a protein of 226 amino acids. The record is from RefSeq and is a predicted model, not a curated record. Lineage: Eukaryota; Fungi; Mucoromycota; Mucoromycetes; Mucorales; Mycotyphaceae. The transcript has 3 exons.
AUGUCAACUUCAGAAACAAAAUAUUUACGCGCAAAAUGCUUCAUUUUUGACCUCGAUGGAACUUUAAUUGACACUAUACCGUUAGUGGAGCGAUUUUGGCACCAAUUUGCAUCUCAGAAUGGUUUGGAUGGAGAUAAGAUACUAGCCAGCUCACAUGGUGUACGCACGAUAGAAACUAUAGCAAAGUGGGUUCCUGAAAAAGCAACUCCCGAACAUGUUGCAGACUUAGAAAAGCAAUUGGCUGCAGAGACCGAGGGUAUUAGCGUACUUCCAGGAAUAUCAGCAUUAUUAGAAAAAAUACCUGUUGGUAAAUGGGGUAUUUGCACUGGUGGAAAUGAAUAUAUGGCCAGAAAACGGUUAGAACAGUGUGACAUUGCAGCCCCGCGCGUUAUGAUAUGUGGUGAUAUGGUUUCUCGAGGUAAACCUGACCCCGAAUGCUAUGCACGGGCCAUACGUGAAAUGGGUUUUGAACCAAAUGAGACGAUUGUUUUUGAGGAUGCGCCUGCCGGAACGAAAUCUGCCCACGAUGCCGGUGCUCAGGUCAUUUGUUGCACUACUACUCAUGAGGCAAACCCACUGAAGGAAGCGGGUGCAGAUUGCGUUGUAAGAUUAUUAACGGACGUGGAUAUUUUCAACCUUCCAGAUGGCACGUUCGAAAUUGAAGUGAAAAAUGCCCUCUAA